Messenger RNA from Caenorhabditis remanei, 2145 nucleotides. RefSeq lists its product as uncharacterized. The record is from RefSeq and is a predicted model, not a curated record. Gene Ontology annotation, biological process: positive regulation of Notch signaling pathway. Bases 1 to 2145 code for a protein of 714 amino acids. Gene Ontology annotation, molecular function: Notch binding. NCBI's taxonomy places the organism in Eukaryota, Metazoa, Nematoda, Chromadorea, Rhabditida, Rhabditidae. The transcript is spliced from 11 exons.
AUGUGGAUCCCCAUUCUAGUCUAUUUCUGUAUUUUGACAGGUCUUGUUGAACCUCGUGAACUGAUGCUCAGAAGAGCAUGUCAAACGGAUCCAACAUUCUCCUUCUGUCGCAAUCACAUGAAAACGGCUGAAAUAAGAACUGAGUCUCAAAAGAAGCGAGAUGUGUUCCUUCAAUGGGCAUUUGUCGCAGCGAAAGAUGAACAAGACAUCGAAGACGUGGAUGAGCUUGAAACGACUAGAAAGACUGCUUACAGUAUCCCAGAUUAUUGUACCAAGUAUGCAGCGAACUUCAAAACUUAUUGCACUAAUGGCCAUCUCGAGAAGUUGGAAGGUCUACUGACCCAUUUUUGUGGAAGCUACAUGAAAAACUGCAAUGUCGCAGGAAAAGUAGAAAAAGUCACAGAGACUGGAAAAACAGAAGAAGUGUUCCCAACUCCAACACCAUUCUACUCAACUACCGUUGGUCCUGCACCGAAAACCACCUAUUGUGAUGGGAACGCUCAAAAAUUCAAGAAAGAAUGCGAGAAAGAAGGUUUCACGCCAGAUCGUUUCUGCCGAAAGUAUAGAGAGCUUUGUGGGAAAUUGGAGAAAGUUGAUGCGGAUACAACGAAAAGUGUCGAUGAUGAUUUAGACUCUUUAGAAACACCAGAUGAGUUUGAGGAGCAUGAAAAACAAGACAUUGCCGUUACUCCGAAACCAGAAGAAGUAGAAGGACAAGGAGCAGGAACUGAUGAAGUGACGGCCUACUGUAUAAACUAUAACGAGAACUUUAAUUACUUUUGUGUUGGUGACAUGGCUCCAGAACACGAGAAGUUCUGUAAUUCGUACAGAAAGAACUGUCCGGAUCGCGUUUCACUGAAACAGUCCGGAUCGUUCCUGGGAAACGAAGGUGGAAGUGAAAGGUCUCAAGAAGGAGCUUCCUCAUCUUCAGAUGACAAAACCUAUUUAUACAAAGGAUCAAAGAAAGAGUAUUGUGAGAAGUUCAGUGUCAACUAUGAGUACUAUUGCAAAGGGCCCAUUGAAAAUGCUGAGAUAUUCACAAAGUUCUGCCCGUCCUAUAAAAAAGCGUGUGUCAAAAAUCAGGCUCCAGCCAACCCAUUCUCCGCUUCUAAAGGUCAAAUAAAAGUAUCCAGCGGAGGAGAUUCAGAUUUUCCAGAUGUAGACCAUCCAAAAGAGGGAAGAUCAAAAUCAUCAAGAAGGCGCUCCAGGAAACUCAAAAAACGACCGUGUUCCGCGGAUUGUGACGAAAGAAUAUUCCCACACUGCACAAAAGAAUGUAAAUGUGACUAUGAUUAUCCAGCUGUUCAAAAGUUCUGUAAUCCUCCGCCACUUCCAAUGUUUUUGAAUACAUGCCGCUUAUGGUAUUACGGAUGUCCGAAAUACGAGCAAUACCAUUACGCAUCUCAAUUCAUCUACUCGAAAGCAGAGAAAGGAAAAGUUUUGGAAGGUCCGAAGACUCAAACUACAUUCCAAUUAUUGGCUCCGUCUGGGGAAACUCUACCGUAUAAACCUGCGAGAUUUAAAAGGGAGACUGAUAUGGUAUUGUGGCCGAAAGAGCCGGAAAUUGAGAGUAUGGAUAAUAAUAAUAAUAAUCCUAUCAUGGGAAAUGCGACUGUGGAUUUUUCGAUGGACGAAAAAGCAGUGGAAGAUGGGGAUAAGAUGGUGCAGUUGAAAAAUGGGACAACGAUUCACCUUGUAGCAGCACCGCCUCUUCCAAAACAAAAUAAAGCAAAAGACCAAGUCUUGAAAGACUCCAAACCUGCUGUUCCAAAUCUUCCACGAAUCAAAAAGACAACUGGUGGAGAAGCUGUUCCAGUUUACUCAGACAGUGUAUUUUCCAACGCCCUGGCUCAAUACAAUUCUCUAACGGACUCCCGUGGAAUUCUUCAUCGUCCUCGCAGUAGAUCUCCUUUCACGAAACCGGGUCUCUGGGAGCCGAAUCCAGAUGAUCCACACAACAGAGAUCAUGCGAAUAAGUACUACUACCGACCGGAAUCAGUGAACGUUGAUUGGCUUCAAGGACAAAUUGCGUAUGGUGCACAUUGGGCUGUGCCGGCUGCAGGAGUUGGAGGCACUGAUGGAUUCAGUGCUAUUCAUUUCCCGUCUCUUGGAACAUUCCUCAAUAUUCCAGAUGAUUAUGAUUAG